AGAAAAUCCAGCUCAGUGCUCCUCUCCUACAGCUGCUGUGGUUGCAGAAGAGAGCAUGUGGAGAGGUCUUUGGUGCAGGUGGUGCGGGUGGUAGAGGUGGUGCAGGUGGUAGAGGUGGUGCAGGUGCUGGCUUCCUCUAGCUCGACAGCAGGUGUGCUUACCCCAGAAGGAAGAAGCAAAAGACUGUUUUCUCUUUCUCUGUCUACAGGUGCUCUCACCACCAAUGGCAUAAAUCCUGACACCAGUGCUGAGAUUGGACGUGCCAAGAACUGCCUCAGCCCCGAGGACAUAAUUGACAAAUACAAAGAGGCCAUUUCCUAUUACAGCAAGUAUAAGAAUGCCGGGGUGAUUGAGCUGGAAGCAUGUGUCAAGGCCGUGCGUGUCCUGGCUAUUCAGAAGCGUGGCAUGGAAGCUUCGGAGUUUCUGCAGAAUGCUGUGUACAUCAACCUCCGGCAGCUUUCUGAAGAAGAGAAAAUACAGCGCUACAGCAUCCUGUCUGAGCUCUACGAACUGAUUGGCUUCCACCGCAAGUCAGCAUUCUUCAAGCGCGUGGCUGCCAUGCAAUGCGUGGCCCCUAGCAUCUCAGAGCCUGGCUGGAGGGCCUGUUACAAGCUCCUUCUGGAGACACUGCCUGGUUACAGUCUGUCGCUAGACCCCAAGGACUUCAACAAAGGCACACACCGAGGCUGGGCUGCCGUCCAGAUGCGUCUGCUGCAUGAGCUGGUCUAUGCCUCCCGAAGGAUGGGAAACCCUGCUCUGUCUGUGCGGCACCUCUCUUUUCUUUUGCAGACCAUGCUGGACUUCCUGUCCGAUCAGGAAAAGAAAGAUGUGACUCAAAGCCUGGAGAACUAUACAGCCAAGUGUCCUGGGACGAUGGAGCCCAUCACCCUUCCAGAUGGCCUCACGCUGCCUCCUGUGCCCUUUACCAAGCUGCCCAUUGUCAGGUGUGUGAAGCUGCUGAGUCUCCCCACCAGCCUCCGGCCACAGAAGGUGAAAAGCUUGCUGGGGCAGACCAUGUCCACCAAGAGCCCCUUCAUCUACUCGCCAAUCAUUGCGCACAGCCGUGGAGAGGAACGCAACAAGAAGAUAGACUUCCAGUGGGUUCAAGGAGAUGUGUGUGAAGUUCAGCUGAUGGUGUACAACCCAAUGCCGUUUGAGCUCCGUGUGGAAAACAUGGGCCUCCUCACCAGUGGAGUGGAGUUUGAGUCUCUUCCUGCAGCACUUUCCCUUCCUGCAGAAUCCGGUUUGUACCCAGUCACACUGGUCGGGGUCCCACAGACUACAGGGAUGAUCACUGUGAAUGGUUAUCACACCACAGUCUUUGGGGUCUUCAGCGACUGCCUGCUAGACAACCUCCCAGGAGUGAAAACCAGUGGCUCCACGGUGGAAGUCAUUCCUGCUUUGCCAAGACUGCAGAUUAGCACAUCACUGCCAAGGUCUGCACAUUCAUUGCAGCCUUCUUCUGGUGAUGAAAUAACAACCAACGUGUCUGUCCAGCUUUACAAUGGAGAAACUCAGCAGCUGGUUAUUACCUUGGAGAACAUUGGACUAGAGCCCCUGGAGCAGCUGGAAGUCACCUCCAAGCUUCUCACCACCAAGGAAAAGUUGUCUGGGGACUUCUUGAGCUGGAAGCUAGAAGAAACACUGUCCCAGUUCCCUCUUCAACCUGGGAAGGUGGCAACUUUCACCGUCAACAUCAAGGCAAAGCUAGACUUCUCUUGCCAGGAGAACCUCCUCCAGGACCUGAGUGAUGAUGGAGUCAGUGUGAGCGGCUUUCCCCUGUCCAGUCCUUUCCGCCAGGUCGUCAGAACCCGAGUAGAAAGCCGACCCACAAACGCUUCUGAGGGCAGCAAGUCGGGGGACCUUGGCCACCUCAAGACUCUGGAAGCUGUCCUGAACUUCAAGUACUCUGGAGGCCCAGGCCACGUGGAAGGGUAUUACAGGAAUCUAUCUCUGGGACUGCAUGUGGAAGUUGAGCCAUCUGUGUUUUUUACUAGAGUCAGCACACUUCCUGCAACCAGCACCCGGCAGUGCCAUCUCCUCCUUGAUGUCUUCAACUCCACAGAGCACGAGCUGACAAUCUGUGCCAGGAACAACUCUGAGCUUGUCUUGCAUGCCAGCGAGUGCCAGCGGUAAGUGGCCUGCAGAGGCAGAGUAAUGCCAGGACCUAG
Messenger RNA from Cricetulus griseus (Chinese hamster), 2171 nucleotides. Lineage: Eukaryota; Metazoa; Chordata; Mammalia; Rodentia; Cricetidae. The record is from RefSeq and is a predicted model, not a curated record.